This is a messenger RNA of Amphiprion ocellaris (clown anemonefish), 1626 nucleotides long. Its product is annotated as keratin, type I cytoskeletal 18-like. The coding region runs from base 86 to 1375 and encodes 429 amino acids. Gene Ontology annotation, biological process: intermediate filament cytoskeleton organization. Gene Ontology annotation, cellular component: keratin filament. The transcript has 7 exons. The record is from RefSeq and is a predicted model, not a curated record. Gene Ontology annotation, molecular function: structural molecule activity. NCBI's taxonomy places the organism in Eukaryota, Metazoa, Chordata, Actinopteri, Pomacentridae.
UCAAACUCCACUCUCAGCCAUCAACCUCCUCUGUGCCAGGACGUCCUGCUUCUUCCUCUGAUUGAUCAGCACACUUCUGUCAACAAUGGAGCCCCUGAAUAAACGCCAAAGCUCUCAAAAUUUCGUUUUUUCUUCAUCAACAGGAAUCCUUCCUGGACCUCUACACAUGAACAAGUACUACGCACAUAGCGUCACCGGAGGAGCAGGCGGCCAUGGAACUAGGAUCUCCACCACCUCAAGAGUUGGCAGCGGCUUCGGCGGUGGGUAUGACUACCAGUCCUCUAUGUCCACCUCUGGGGCCCUGGCCAUCGGGAAUGAGAAGAUUGCCAUGCAGCACCUCAACGAUCGCCUGGCCAGCUACCUGGAGACGGUGAGGAAUCUGGAGAAGGCCAACCGCCAGCUGGAGAUCAAGAUCAGAGAGGCCAUCGAGACGAGAGGCCCCCUAGAGGGGAGAGACUACGGCAAAUUCUACGCCAUCAUCACCGAGCUGAGGGGCAAGAUUUUUGACAUGAUCAAGGGCAACGCCCAUCUUGCCAUCUCUCUUGACAAUGCACGCCUGGCUUCAGACGACUUCAGAGUCAAGCUGGAGUAUGAGCUGUCCAUGCGGCAGACUGUGGAGGCUGAUGUUGCCAGACUGAGGAAGCUUCUCGAUGACACUAACAUAAUGCGUCUGCACCUGGAGGGCGACAUCGAGUCUCUGAGGGAAGAGUUGAUCAACCUGAAGAAGAACCAUGAGACAGAUGUUGCAGAAUUGCGUGCCCAGAUCGCUCAGGUUGGCGUCCAUGUGGAUGUCGAUGCUCCUAAAGGUCAGGACCUGGCCAAGAUUAUGGCGGAGAUGAGAGCUAAGUAUGAGAGGAUAGCACAGAAGAACCAGGAGGAGCUCAAAGCAUGGCACGACUCUCAGAUUACAGAGGUGCAGGUCCAAGUGACAGAGAGCUCGACAGCUUUGAAGGACGCCACAAGUCUAAUGACCGAAACUAGGAGGCGGUAUCAGGGCCUGGAGAUUGAACUGCAGUCUGCACUUAGUCUGAAAGCGUCCCUGGAGGCCACCCUGCGUGACAUCGAGAUGCGCCACAGCAUGGAGGUGGAGAAGUAUAACGCAAUCAUCGUGAGGCUGCAGGAGGAGCUGACUCAGAUCCGCACCAACAUCCAGCAAAACUCAAGAGAAUAUGAACACCUGCUCAACAUCAAGGUGAAACUGGAGGCUGAGAUCACUCAGUACAGGAGGCUGCUGGAUGGUGACUUAAAACUGGAGGAUGCAGUUGAUCCGAAGACAGUACAGACCAAAGUGGUGACCGUCACUCAGACUUUGGUGGAUGGCAAAAUAGUGUCAGAGAGCAAGGAUGUCAAAUCCAGUGAAAAGCUUGCUAUGUAACUAUAUUUCCAUGAAUCUCUGUCUGUGUGUCUCUGUAUGUAUUAUUUGUACAUUUUAACAACCAUACAUCCCAUCUACAACAAAUUUGCUUUGCAGGUGACCUAAGGAAUGUGAAAUGUUGAGUAUGAAGAAAUGAGUUUUGGCCAGUUUACACUGUCACAUUCUGCUAGGACACGUACAGAGAUUGGAGGAACUAGUUAUUGUAAAACUGAAAAUAAAAUAAAGAAAUAAAAAGAACCAUAAAAAAUGUA